UCUUAUGAAAGUUUAUGAUCGAAGUUUUGUUUCCAUUUUUGGACCGUACCGAGUCCAACAUGGCGCUUGUGAAAGUGACGAUGUCGAUUGAGUCGGAGAAGAGAAACAUUAUGAAUUCCAAGGCCUCGCUAUUGUGAUUCAAGAUGGCUUGUCCAUUCAGGGAGUGGCAUUCCGUCACUAUAUAUGCAAAUUUAAAACAACUUUUUAUAACUCACAAAUCAUUUGAUACACGGAAGUUCUGUGUGAUAACAUCCAACUUUGUUUUGUUUUGAUUGUUGAAAUCAAAUAUGGCCGACACUUCAAUAAUUUUACAAACUAUUAUGACUUUUAUAGUUGACACGUCAACGAAGAUCCUUUAUCAUUUUGAUUAGUUUUAUAUCUUAUUGUGGUUUCUUGGAGUAAGUAGUAAAAUGGAGACCAGAUAUAGAGAACUAUUAGAACUUCACAGGACAAAGUUUGUCCAAUUAGUUGAGGUUGAAAGACUCUAUCCAAUUUUGCAUGGUGGAUCUGAUGGAUUAUCACCAACUGACAUAGCAGAAAUUAAUAAACACUCUUCUAGAGAAGACAAAGUUGAAAAACUGUUGAGUAUGUUGCCUUCUAAAGGAAAUCUUGCGUUCCAAAGUUUGUGUUUAGCAUUGGAGACAACCUAUCCCCACUUAUUGACAGUGAUGUUUUUAGGAAGUAGCCAUAGACUGGCACCAGAUCAAAGAUCAACAAUGUCUGAUUCAGAAGAAGACAGUGUUAGACGACCAAUAUUACAAGAUUCCAGCUCACAAGAAUUCCGAGACCAUUGGAAACCAGGAGCUGUGAUAUCUACUGUACAAUUUGAACCACAUUUAGAGAAUUUCCAUGCCUCAGCAGAUCAUCACAAUCAGUCAUCAACGAAAGAUAUACAAUCUUCCUUCUCACGUUUCACUAAAGAUUCCCUUAAACCUGAACAGUCCAAAAACUAUGAAUGGCUUAGAUCUCAAUGUGAACAUGCUAUAAAUGAACUACAGUCAAUGAAACAACAAUAUGCAGAGACUAUGAAGCGCUGUGAUCAAGCCGUCAAAGAAGCGGAGCAUUAUCGUGGUCAGAAUAAGUCCUUAUUAAGUAAACUUAGUAAAAUAUCUGAAGAUAAAAAGAUGGUAGAAUCUCAGAAUAAUGAGUUUAGUUCAAUUAAACAACGACUAGAACACGAGAUAGACAGAUUACAACAACUGAGAGAAGAGGAUAAACAAGAAAUGGAAGAAAUGCGAAAACAGCAGAGAAAAGUAGUGAAUUCCAGUGGAUCAAAUGAAGUUUUAAAUGAAAUGUAUGAUACAGCCAUGCAGAGGUAUGAUACAUUAAAAAGAGACUAUGAUGCUUUAAGAGAGCGUUGUGAGCAGACGUCUGCUACCGAAAUUACCACAGAAAAUCAAAUGGAAAUUUUGACUGAAGAAAACCUUCGUUUAAAGAAACGAUGUGACGAAUUAAGUAAGGAAAAUAGUACAAUUUUAAGUGAAAGUGAUGGAAUAAAACAACAGUGCACUUCAGCCAUUCGGAAUUGGAACAAAGCUCUUCAUGAAAAUAAAGCUCUUAAAGAGGCACAGUUAAUGGCUCAAAAGCAGAGAGAUGAUUUACGUGUAGAGAUUCAUCAAUCCUUAGCUAAACAAAUUGGUAUGAAGAAAGAAGUUGAAAAUAUUAUUCAUGAUCGUGAUAACUCGCGUAAAGAAUAUCAAUUGGUUAUGUCCGAACGUGAUGUUGUGCAUAAGGAGAUAGAACAAUUACACGAAAAACUUAAAAUCGCUUCUCAAAAAGUGGAGCUAUUAGAAAAAAAUAAGCGUGAGACUGAAAAUGAGGUAGAAACUUUGCGACGUGAGAUUCGAUCAGCUCUUCAAGAACGUGAUAAGGCUAAUAAGGAGCGUAAUGAUAUCUGUGGGCGUAAACAGGAAUUGGAACAUGAAAGGGAUGAAUUCUGGAAAGAGUUUGAUUCCAUGGCGAGAGAAAGAGACAUAGCGAAAAAAGAGCGUCAUGAAGCUUUGGAACAUAUAGAUAUGAUUAUUAAAGAAACCUAUGAAAAAUCUCAGAAAGAAAAGGCAGAAGAAAUUAAUAAUGCUUCAAAAGAAACAGAAAUUCUAAGAAAACAGAUGGAGAAAAUGAAACAAGAUCUCUCAGAUUCCUUCUCUGAAGCUGAUAUUGCAAAGAAGCGUCGAGAUUGGGCUUUUAGUGAAAGAGAUAAGAUUGUGCAAGAGAGAGAAAGUAUACGUACAUUAUGUGAUAAUUUAAGACGCGAUAGAGACAGAGCUGUUAGUGCUCUAGCUCAAGCUCUUAGAGACUCAGAUGAAAUCAAAAAACAGAAAAAUGAAGCUUUUAAAGAACUCAAAGAUGUGAAAGAAAGGUUUGAAGUUAUUGUUGAAAAAGAAACCAGAAAAACGCAACUCAAUUCCAUAGGUCACAACCAUAGUCGGGAUUCAGCCAUAGAUGCUGAUUUACAAGAGUGGGAAAUGGAAACAUUGGAUAUUGAUUUGCAAUCUGUUGAAGGAGAAGAAAUUGGUGUAGAAUUAACAGGUGGUAAAGAUGAUCCACAGUUCACUAAUGAUACGUCUGUCUAUGUCUCACAUAUCACUAAAGGUAGUAUAGCAGACGGUAAACUCAAGGUAAAUGAUACAGUGCUAAAGGUUAACAAUAUAGAUGUUAGUAAUAUAGAAAAACGAGUAGCUGUCCGAGCUAUGCAUAAAAGUACAGGAAGAUUAAAUAUGGUUGUGAGAAGAAGGAAAUCAACAAGUGCUAGAAUUUGGCAACCAUUACAACUUCUUCUUUCAUGUCAAAAAGAAUGUGGUAUACAUAUAGAACAAGGUUUAUUUAUAUGUGGUGUAUAUACUGGAGGUAUUAUAGCUAAAGAUGGUAUGUUACCUAGUGUAGGUGAUAGAAUUAUACAUAUAAAUGGUAAAUCAGCUGAUUCUCUAACAGCCAGGGAAGCCAUGAAACUUCUAGAAAAAUCCACAGAACCAGUUCAACUUGAUGUGAGACGACAAGCUUCACCUAUUAGUUCGACUGGUUCCUCACCAACUCCUAUCAGUCAAUCUGUGAUAUCUUCAUUAGCAGAACAACCAGCAUCCAAGAUGAGUAAAUCAGAGUCUUUGCCUUCCCAUGGCUCUCACUGGGAUACGUCUUUAGAUGGAAUUCAAGGAACUGGAAGUAAAAUUUUAAGGAGUAGUGGUUCUCAAACGGACAGUUUAGACAGUAUAGGUCCAGUGCGUCGCCAUAAAGAACGCAAUCCUGACACAGAAAAAUCUAGACACAGUGUUCAUGUGAUAGGUAAAGCCUUCGAAAAAAUAUUCCGGCCCCGCAAUCAUGCUCAUGACAAGAAUAGUGAUGGUGAGGAAAAAACACAUAAAAAAGUUAAUAGUAAAGGAAGAAGUGAAAAUGUGAUUGCCGAGUUUGGUCCAGUUUAUGAGAAAGAGGAAGGAAAGGAAAUAAAAAGAAAAAGAAGCCAUGAAGGUGAACAAGAGAGCAACAGUGGAACAUGGCCCAAAACACGUGGACAGCAUAUGAUAAAUAUGUCCGGUGCAGCAACUGUCAUCAUGCCUCAAAAACGAACUAAAGAGCGACCUUCGAUCAGAAAUAUCCAAUUUGAUCCCAUUCCUGAUCAUCCAAUGACAAAUGACUUGCAAAAUACAUCAAUGAGUUCUGACGGGCGUGUAUCAAAACAUGAGACGAUGCCAUGGGACUUUGAGGAAUUACCGCCUUACAUUCCUGUUAGUUCCUUGCCACCACCGACUAAUAUUGUGAAUACCAAAGAUAAGCCUUACAUACCCUAUGGUACUUUCUCUAAUAAUCAUUAUUCAAAAAACUUAUCAACUCAUCCAUCCAGUGACAUAUAUAAUCUGCCAUCCUAUGCCGAUAAACCUGCAAGGCUUCGUCCAUCUUCUGGCACUCAUAAAAACAAUCCUCAAAAUCGACAUUCUGCCUUACCUAGUCAUCAUUCAAAUGGCCAUCAUAUUCGGGAAUUUCGUCCAGUCUCAGCAGAAGUAACUUCACUAAAAAGAAUUGUUGACAUUCCACCAGACAAACUGAGUGCUUCAACAAAUUUUGUCGAGAACUCCAUUCCAUCUCACUCUAAUCGAAUGGUAGGAAGACCCAAUUCCUUUCAACAUACAAGUGCAUCAACACAUAGCCAGUCUGUAUGGUGUAAUAAUGUUACAACAUCACCUACUACUAGUGGUUAUUAUAGACCUAGUCAUCAUAUUGUAUCUCCUAGAUCGGAUUUUGAUCUAGAAAAACUGCCCUUUAACUUUGAUAGACUGAGUACUCCUAGUCCUUCUCAACAUAGUAGUAUAAAUCUUGAUCGAACAACACCUACACCAAGUGAUGAUAUGUUUCCUAAAGCUCAUUCUAUUUCACCAUAUGGUGGUCGACCUUUAUCAGAGAUUGACUUCAAUACAAGUUAUCCAACAUUCCAUAAACGUCCAUUAGCUUUAGAGAGAAUACGGAUUCCAUCUAAUACAAGUGUGGCAACAAAAUCUGGUUCUGUAGAAAUAGUUUCUGACAGAAGCAGUGCCAGUUCACCUUUAUUUGUUUUUCCACAUGAAGAAUACAGUCGGUCUAGAAAACCUCAACUUCGUGAGAUAAGAACAAUACAUAUAGAGAAAUCAGCCGAACCAGUAGGUUUUCAGAUACAACGAGGACCAGAAGGAGGUAUAUUUGUAUCUUCAGUUGGAGAAAAUAGUUUAGCAUCUGAUGCUGGUAUAGUUGUUGGUGAUCAGUUAUUAGAGGUUUGUGGGAUCAAUAUGAGAAAUGCUACAUAUGAACAUGCUGUAACAGUAUUACGUCAAUGUGGUAAUAAUUUAACCAUGAAAGUUGACUUUAAUCCGGAUAAAUAUAGAGAUCAUCCGGAGUCAUCAAGUAAUGGAUCUCUGUCAUCUGUUCCUAAUUCUUCUGGUUUUUCCUCUCCACUCUCUGAUAAUGAAAACAGUCCAAAAACACGACAUACAAGUGGUCAUAACAGACGUAAAAAGUCGAGUUUUGGAUCAGUAGAUAGUGCUAAUCUCCCACCUUUACUGGCAUCAGUGUUCAGAACAUCUUAUCCAUAG
Messenger RNA from Patella vulgata (common limpet), 5054 nucleotides. Its product is annotated as disks large homolog 5. The transcript is spliced from 17 exons. Gene Ontology annotation, molecular function: protein binding. NCBI's taxonomy places the organism in Eukaryota, Metazoa, Mollusca, Gastropoda, Patellidae. Gene Ontology annotation, biological process: regulation of apoptotic process. Bases 411 to 5054 code for a protein of 1547 amino acids. The record is from RefSeq and is a predicted model, not a curated record.